GUGAAAAGACUGGAUUAAUUGCUGUAUCCCGGGUCCGAGAUUGAUAUAGCUGUGCCACGAUAUAUAGCUUCGUCCCAUGGAGUACCCUUCGGAUCAUUUAUACAACAUUCGACCCAAACCUUUCGACAUACCUUCCAUUCUUACCAGUGCUCCUCACAUUCUCGCAUCAUGUGUAUCGGAUUCUGGUCACUAGAUGACCCUAAUUACUGCCUGAUAUUGUGCGCUAAUAGGGACGAGUUCCUGGCCCGUCCAACACUGCCAGCGCGUUUCCACAAUUUCGGCGUAAGACUGGGACCAUCAGAUAAUGAUGUACAGAUUCCCUCAGUCUCUGGAGGCUUUAUUCUAUCAGGCAUCGAUUUAAAGGGCGGAGGGACGUGGUUAGGCAUCAAUAGGGCUGGUCAGAUUGGUUUCUUGACCAAUAUCAUCGAGCCUUCGGACGGGAAGAAGUUUGCUGUCUCCCGAGGAUCGUUCGCCCAGGAGUAUCUCUCCCAUCAUGACAGUACACCAUCCCCUCUGCUCAGAUACCUUAGCGAGCACUAUGAUGGAGAUACGACGCACCUUGAGAGUGCCGGUUUCAACUUCACCCUCUUCGCACCGAAACCGUCGAGAUCAUCGGGUUGGGAGUACGAGGCUGCUCUGCUAACCAAUCAUGGUGGCCAUGGCCGCUUGACAUACCGUCCCAUCUCUGCCGAUGAAUGCCACUGUGGCGGAAUAUCCAACGCCAUAGAUGGAAGCCCUGUGGAUGGCCUCGGUCAAACAGGACCGUGGCCGAAGACAGAUGUUGGUCGUGCACGAUUCGAAGGGAUACUUAAGGCUCGAAAAUCUUCAAGUUCAGACCUAACCGAUGAUGAGCAAGAAGUAGCUCUCAUAGAAGCCCUCAUGGAACUCAUGGGAUGGUCGCCACCAUCUUUCCAUCCUUCUCAAGAUCAUCUUCGUGACUCCAUCUUCAUCCCUCCCUUCAAUAUUGUGCCUUGUGUUUCCACCCCAAUCAAUCCUGACGCUUCACCGGAACCGCCUUCAACGCAAACAAGCAAACUUUGCGGCACCCGUAUAACUACCGUAAUUUUGAUUCGGAGAGAUGGAAAGGUCUGCUUUGUGGAGAGAGAUAGAGCCACGCUGAAAGGAGAUGGAGGCCCCGGCGAUGUGACGGAGGUCUUCGGUUCGAGAGGAAAAUCGGAGACACAACGAUUGUACAGGUUUUCUCUUCAAUAGCGGGUUGCCGAGUGGACUAUAACUUCUUGCCCGAAAACGUUAUCAUCAACAAGGACUUCCAUCGAUGUCUUUUAACCAGGGUUGUAUAUUAAUCCAGGCUCGCAAAAUACCACCGGAAUUUCAAUUUCUGUGUUUUGGCAAAGCGCAGAUAGAAUUGU
Cantharellus anzutake is the source of this 1370-nucleotide messenger RNA. RefSeq names its product NRDE protein-domain-containing protein. The record is from RefSeq and is a predicted model, not a curated record. The coding region runs from base 169 to 1212 and encodes 347 amino acids. The transcript has 3 exons. NCBI's taxonomy places the organism in Eukaryota, Fungi, Basidiomycota, Agaricomycetes, Cantharellales, Hydnaceae.